Podarcis lilfordi (Lilford's wall lizard) is the source of this 12155-nucleotide messenger RNA. The record is from the annotation of a GenBank genome assembly. Lineage: Eukaryota; Metazoa; Chordata; Lepidosauria; Squamata; Lacertidae.
AUGGCAGUGACAGUGGCGAGUCAGAGGUGGGGGGAAACAUUCUGUAUGUGCCCAGACACAGCAUUCCCCAGGUUCCAGGAUUGAAUAUUUUUGAGUCAUAGCUAAAUUGAGACCUAAAUCAUACUCAUUUUUCCUGUGAUCCUCAGAGCUCCUUUUGUUUCGAUUUUGUAGGUUUUUCAAAUCCAGCCCAGUGAAUACUUCUAGUUCCUCAACUUUGGUUGCAGAUCCUUUCCUAAAUUCUGGAGGACUUGGAACCUGUUCCAAUGGAAAGGGGGUGAAUGUGUUUGCCACCCUGAGGUAAAACAACUUCCAGAUAGCCUCUUGCAGCAAAAAAAUACAAAUGAGUUUCCUAGUAUGUACUUUAAAGACUUCAAACAUUCAGUAUACUUGACAUUCAUGUCCAUCACAAUAUCCCUCCUAAUGGCAUUUUUAAGAGCAGAUUGGGGAAUCUUUGGAGAUGGAAAUGGAAUCAGUCCUGUCCAACUUGACAAGGCUGUUUUGAGAAUCAGAUAAGGGUUGUAGAGUGUUUUGCAAGUCAAUGAAAGUGCUACAGAAACCAUAGCAAGCCAGAUUAGCCUAACUGAUACUGGUGGUUUGCUUAAAUUACCCACUCUUGCCCAAUAGAAAGGGAGAAUAAUGAUUCCCUUUUAGCAAGUCUUUCCAGCUCCCCAUCCUAUAUGUAAAUAUAAUGCAGUAUUCCCCCUCUCCUUUGCCAAAGUCCUGCAUUACUUUGGUUAUUGAAAAUUGUGUCUGUGUAGGGCCAGUAUUUAAGGUUGAUAAUUUCAGGCAUGUGCUGAGAUCCAUGCCUCAACCAAGGGUCACUACCAACCCCUUUGCUAUCUUGGCCUUUUCACUGUAAGCAACUGAGCUGCAAAAGGAGUAGCAGCACUAGCCUCCUCUGCUCCUCUUGCCAUCUCCUUCUGGGAAGCUGUAUGGAUUGGGUCCAGAGGGAGAGAGCUAGCAAAUGGGCAGUGGUCACAGCAAUGAGGAGGAAGGGGGUUUGCUAAGGGCAUCUUGCCCGCCAUUUCCCAAGACAGUACCUCCACAAAGUCUAAUAGAGUUGGCAUUUAUCAUGUUAUCUUCCCACAAGGAAGGUGAUUCCAGGUGAUGCCACUGCUGUGUGAAAAACUAGCCAUGGUUUUACCAGCAAUGGAAUGCUGAAUACGGUUGUGCUUUGGAGUAGUAAAGUGUUUCCAAUACUUUGAUUGUUACUCUCUCAAAAACCCUGUAAAAUACGUCACUGGGCAGAACUGAGGGCAGGGGUAACCUCCUGUGUGUGCUUAAUGGAUUUAGGAAUGAGGUACUUAAAAACAGUAUUUUGACAUACAAUAACCUGGCUAGGGGACAACACUGAGAUAGUGACUUAUUUAAGGGCACCCAGUGAGUCAGUGAUUCAAGUGGGACUUGAUCCUCAGAAUCCCAGGACAACCUUCCCAUUGCGCUUGGAUAAUAUCUGCUGGCUCUUAGUUCUCUGGCUUGUGGCAGAGGUCAGAAUGUAUUUCCUCUUCUGUAUUUCUGGAGUAUAGCAAAAAGGACCAGAAGCAUUAUUCUAUUUUUUUAAAAAUAUGAAAUGUCCAGGAAGCUGACUUCUGCACCAAAUACUCCAUUUCCUUCCUAGUGAGUGUUAUAGCAGGCUCUGAUAUUUAUUUAAUAAUUUGGUUGAUGGAGUGCAAAUACUAUAGCAGUUAAGGAACAACCUGGGGUGAGGUUUAAAGUGCUGACUUGCACUCAGUGUUGAUUGGAUAUCCUUUUCUCUCCCUGCACAGAUGCGUCCCUCUGGGAUGUGGAUGUAGGAUGUUAGAACAUCAAGUAGAAGAGGUAAGACUUUGGUCAUUAACACACGUGAUUACGUGACACAUCUCUUGUAUGCAUGUUAAACAAAACAAAAAACAAAAACUUGUCAUUAUCCAGGAAGGAGAAAUUCUGGGAAGCCUUGAGUUUGACCUGGCCAUGUCCUAAAUGAGGGAGAGAGAUACACACGUACCAAUGUCUAUGCCAGUCCUUUUGCCACCUUCCUGGAAGAUAGAGACCAAAGCAGCAUUGGUAUAGGUGGUUUUGUUCCCAAUGUAACAUUUUUGGACACCAUAAUUUCCUGGUUACAUGUUAAAUGCAACAGACUUGGGAAUGGAAGAACCGUCUCAUAACCAAAAGCUUGUUUGGUUCAGAACCACAAAAGAUUCACGCCCCUCUGUUUGCUGUGUCGUCGUCGUCCCCAACUCCCACAUGCUCUAAUCUAAAGAAUCACUGGGGGGGGGGCGGCGGCGUGGAAGGUUCAGUGCGCAACUGCUUUGGUACACAGGACUGUACGCGGAUCCCUGUAGGGUCAGGCAUGCCAUUCAGUCUGUGUUCCAUCCCACCUCCCACUUACUCAGCUUGCUUGUGUGAAUCAGGUUCAACAGGCUCAAGCACAAAAGCUGCUAGUAUGGUACACAGUUGCUUAGUCACUGUGAUUUCCCUCUGAUUACCCCAAGGAUUCAACUCAUGCCCCCAUAUGCCAGCAAUGGAGGGGGCUGUGCCUUUCAUUAUUUGCUCAGGCUGUGUGGUUUGGUGAGCUAGAGGACCUUUCUUUAUUUCUUUCCGAGAGCCAGCAUGGUGUAGUGGUUAAGAGCAGUGGACUUGUAAUCUGGUGAAUCGGGUUCGCUUCCCCACUCCUCCACAUGCAGCUGCUGGGUGACCUUGGGAUAGUCACACUUCUCUGAAGUCUCUCAGCCCCACUCACCUCACAGAGUGUUUGUUGUGGGGGAGGAAGGGAAAGGAGAAUGCUAGCCGCUUUGAGACUCCUUAAGGGGAGUGAAAGGCGGGAUAUCAAGUCCAAACUCUUCUUCUUCUUCAUCUUUCUUUCUUUCUCAGUAAGGUUGUGGAUUCAAAUUCAACCAGCCCCUCCACUCCUUUCAGAAGAAGUGGGACAGAAGCGUAUAUACCAUAGAAUCUACCUACUGGAAAAUGAAGGGAGAACAUAAUAGAGUUCUGUACAUCCAAAAACCAUUGUUGUUUGGAGGGGCAGUUGUUAGCAGGCAGCUUAAUAAUGGAUACAAAGAAAUCUCUUCCUAUAAAGAGUACUCAUUUACAGGGCUUAAAAAGAGGGCUGGACAGAGUUGGGAGGACUAGUCUUUUAACAGCUAUUAGCCUUCAUCCUCAGCACCUGGUACUUGAAGGCAUCCAUACCUCCAUCUUCCAAGACAAUACCAGUUGCUGGCAACAAAGAAAGGAAUGUGGUUGCUUUCAUCCCGUGCUUUUCAACUUCCUGGGUGCCUCUAGUUGGCCAUCACUGAAAAAAGGUGCUGAAGUAGAUGUACUUUUGGUGUGAUCUAGCAAGGCUUUUUUUCUAUCUGCUUAAAGAGUUUGUUUGUGGAUGAUGUUCUCCAGGCUAGGAGCCAUUAUUCCUCUUAAGGUAUGGGAUGGGAGGCCGUGGGGAGGAGUAUUGGGAUUGGAGACUUUUGACUGUGUUUCGCCUCCCCCCUAUCCUCGUGCCCAGGAGCUGACCACUGUGCGUGUCCAAGAUCCUCGUGUCCAGAACGAGGGCUCCUGGAACUCUUAUGUGGACUACAAAAUAUUCCUCCAUGUAAGUAUGGCAAAGGGGUCCAAAGAGCAGCAGCUAAAGUGACUGGAAAUAUGGCUUGUCAUCUCAUGUAGAAAACAUUUGUAGAACAAAUUCUUCUAACAAAGCCAUCUUCACCUGGUGCUGAAAUGGCCACCUCUGCUACUUCUUCAAACUGCUGCAUAAGUGAGAGUAAACUGCCUGUAUUCCAGUCCCUCUGGCAACUGCACAGAAUUUGGAAAAGAAGUCAACUUUGCAUUGCGGGCAGGCAGAAGGCAAGAGAUACCAGGAAUUCUGCUAUUUGUUUCUUACCUUUUCCAAAGCUCUGCACAAGUGAGACAAGACUCCAAGAGAGCUCAUUAGCAGGCACAGAGGGAAGAAAGAUGCAUUUUCUCUUGCUUGUGAUGGAGUUCAGAGAAUGAAAGAAACAGCAGGAGAAAAUCUUGCUGCUUCUUCCCUUCUCCAGGCUGCAGUGCAAAGAAGUUUGAAAGAGACUUCUAGGAGUCAUGGGUACUCUCCAUUGGCACCUUAUAUUGGUCCACACAGCUCACUAUUGUCUCCAUUGGCAUGCAGCAGCAGCCUUCCAAGGUUUCAGACAGGGUUCUCCCUGCCUCUGCUUGGAUUGAAUCUCAAACCUUCUAUGUAGAAAGCAGAUGUUCUGCCACUAAGCUACAACCCUAAUCCAGGGAUUGUGCUGGUCCUUAUGCUAUAACAGAGUGACCUCUGAGAAAACAGAAGCUAGCCAUCUCUGGAUUAGAGGAUUAUGUGGAGGAUGGCUGGGAGUCAGACUAUCUUGGGGACCUUACCUGCUGGUUUAGAGGCUGGACCACCAGAUCAUGCAGAUAAAUAUGGGAUGGCUAGCACAACAGACCCUUCAUGUUACCUUUUCCUGCAGCAUCUGACUGACAACUGCUAGGCUAGAUGAAUCUUUGGUCUGAUUUCCCCUAAGACAAUUUUUCUUUGGGCUCUCAUCCCACUGCCUGCCUUGGUUGAUCAAGUAAUAAUAAUAAUGAUAAUAAUAAUAGUCACAUUUCCGAGGCCUCAAUUGUAGAUACCUCUCUGAGAGGCAGAAGGAAAUGUAAGACAAACAAAUCUGUUGCUAAUAGUUAAAGGGCACUAAAGAGAAAAGGGCCAUUCUUUUAAUACCAAAAAAAUCAAAUGGCAAGCAUGCUCUUUGCUGACACAGCCUCACCUGUUGGUCAAUGAAAGCUUUAGUUUAGUCAUCGUAAUGAUUACAAGUUUGCAUCUCCAGUUCUCAUGGCACAAAGUGUCUAUAAUGCUAGUGCUGCUUUAACAAAAUGGCCAGCAGAGGGAGACAGCUUGGAAAAAGAGUCUGAGAUAAGAAAAUGAAAGUGUGUGUGUGUGUGGUGGUGGGGAAAUCUCAGAGCAACACUCUCUCUUCUCAUUAUGCAGACCAACAGCAAAGCCUUUACAGCCAAGACAUCCUGUGUACGCAGACGGUACCGUGAGUUCGUGUGGCUGAGGAAACGGCUGCAGAAAAAUGCCGGCUUGGUGUAAGUGUGAAAUGGCAAUCUUUUCAGAGCCCGCUGUACCCACAAAGGCCCUGUCUGCUAACCCUAUGAAAAACGUCACCAGGAUAGGCAGGGCCUAUGCCCCAAUAUAGCUCUGUUGAAAAUAAAACUAGUUGAGGUUUCUAAAUGCAUUUGUUUGAAUGGAAGCCUUUAAAAUUUGCCUAAUGAAGAGCGGCUCAUUGGGAGAGCACAUGCUUUGCAUGCAGAGGAUCCCAUGUUCAUUCCCUGAUGUCUUAAGUUAAAAGUGAUCUGGAGUAACAGUGCUGGGGAAAGGAUCCCCUGCCUGACACCUUUGGAGAGCUGCUGCCAAUCAGAGAUGUUACUGGCAAGAAGGAGCAAUAGCUAACCUCUGAAUAAGGCUGCUUUAUAUGUUGAUUUCUUUUGUUAGAACUUAGAAGAGGCUUGCAAUUUACCUUUUGCAAAGUUCAUGUUACAUCUAUUAACUUGCAAGUUAGCCCAGCUCUGAUACUGAUCUAGCAUCCUGGAACCUACAUAAAUUUUCUGUAAAUCCAGCCUGAUAAUUUAGUGCUGAGGACCAUUCAAAGACAUCAGCUUCACCUUGCAGAAAUGCUGAGUUUUUUGUAAGGGGACCCGUCAUGCGAUAACAGCUCCUGUCAAGCUUGUGGAAGAUGUGCAUCUCACUAUGUGCUUUUGCCAGUUUCAUUGCCAAAAUCAAAGGAGUCAUGUGAGAGUUUGCUGGAAGUCAUUUUCAUUUCUGACAAGAGCAAAAUGCAGGAGGUAGCUGAUAGAACUAGUAGUUUCCAGAGGGAUCCCUUUUCAAUAGUGCACAACAAGCUCUUGGAGACUGGAAGCAUCUCUUUUCCUGUUAAUGUGCAAGCAACUUGACAGGAGUGUUUUCAUUCUUACACCCGCUCUCCAAUCUUUCAGGCCUGUCCCAGAACUUCCAGGGAAGUCCACCUUCUUUGCAGGCAGCACUGAUGAAUUCAUUGAGAAGCGGAGGCAAGGGCUUCAGCAGUUCCUGGAGAAGUGAGUAGAAAGUAGGAACGAAGGUGGGGGAGGGCAGAGUUAUGUGCUUGGAUGCUGUCAUACAUUUGGCAGAAAUGUGGGUAUAUGUUGGGCUUCUCCAUAAGAAAGAACGUUCCCAUGAACAGUUACAUUCCCCAUAAUCUGCCCCUUUCUUUUCUCCUUCUGGCCUGGGAUAAGUGCGUUUAGCUUCAGUUGCACUUCUUUCUUAAUUCUUACGCUGUCCUCCUGUUAAGAAGCUUUGGGUGUAAGGUGGGGUCACCCUGCUUUAUCUUUGAAAGUUUCCUGUAAGGUAGCCUAGGCCAGAGAAAGAUGAGUGCCUUGGCCUAGGGUUACCCAGAGGACUUUAUGGUGGAAGGUCUUCUCCUAGUCCAAUACAUUCACUUUGCUAUCCCGGCUCUUACUUGUGGAGACUGACUUAGAAAUGUAGUUGGAGUGAGCAGCAGUUAGCCCAGAGUGAGCAGAGGGAGGGCAACACCUCCCUUCCUCCACUUGGCUGAUCCCCACUGCAAGGAAGGUGCUCUAUUUUGCUGUUAGGGGAAGCGCAAUAGCUCAGUGGUUGAGUACAUGCUUCACACGCAUCAGGUCUUGGAUUCAGAUCCUGUUAUUUCCAGGUCAGCCUGGGAAAGACUCCUACCUGAAUGCAGGAGAGCCAUUGUCAGUGGACAGUACUGAACCAUUGGUCGGACUUAGUAUAAGGCAAUUUCCUGUAUAUCUCAUGGCCCUUUAAAACUUGGAGAGUUAGACAUGCCAGCUCUGUGGUGCCGUCUUUCAGUAUGUGGAAAAUACAACAUAGCAGUUAUGUGUUGUGUUUCUCCUGGCCUCUACAAAGAUGGUGUGCAGAUGUAAUCAUUCAACCUGAGUAUUCUCCAGCUGUCUCAAGCAAUUUGUUGGAAAUAACAGUUUGAGAAACAUUAUACUAUUUAUUUUUUUAAAAUAGCUAUACCUUACUUAAAUCGCUAUACCUCCACUUAAAAAAACACCUGACACAAUACCCAAAGUGACUUCCAACAUGUUUUAAAGUAGUAGUGGGUUAAAUCUGGUUGGGGAACCUAUAGCCCUACUGUACUGUACUGUACUGUACUGUACUGUACUGUGGGAUCACUCACAGCCAAGUAAGAUUGUCUUCCAUGCAGUGGCAUAGCGUGGAGAGUGCUGUGGGUGCCGUGGCCCUGGGUGCAGUUUUGAGAGGGGGCACAAACGGGCACCCCCACAGCAGGCUCCUUCAUUGGAGCCUGGCUCUGCUCCAGGAGCUGCGCUCUGGCACAGCUCCGCCCACAAGUCAGGCCUGACCUGGGAAGAAGAGCAGGCAAGUGGGUGGCAGUGCUGUCACCUACCCUCCUCAGCUGCGGCACACCUCAUGCCCAGCGGCAGCAGUUCUCCCACUGGGUCACAUCUGACCCAGGCCUGACCCGGCAGCAAAGAGCAGAAAGAGAGUGGGUAGCAGCUUCCCUGCCCCUCUCCUACCUUGAACUGUGGUGCAUGGGAGGGUGCCCUCCACACCCCACGCGCCUGCCCUGGGCAGCGUGGGCACACGCUUUGCCACUGCUUCCAUGAAUAUGGUCUUAACAGUGUGUCUGUGGGGGCCAAUUCUGGAUCCGCACAUCCUUCCACAGCAGGGACAUAGGUUUCCGGGCGGGAGCAGAUCACGGUGAGGAUUUGCCAAAUGUGCCUUCCUCUUAGCUCAUUUCUCCCUUUCAUCCUGAGUUUGUGCCUCUUCAAAGUCCAUGACGCCUUUGGGUAGAGGCUAUUUUCCAAUUGGAACACUCACAGGUCAGUGUUUCCCAGUUGUCAGUGUUUAUACUGCAUUUUUUGAGAUUUGCCUUGAGAGAGUCUUUAAACCUCUUUUGUUGUCCACCGGCAUUACGCUUUCCAUUCUUAAGUUGGGAAUAGAGUACAGUCAUACCUCGGGUUAAAUACGCUUCGAGUUGAGCGCAUUCGAGUUGCGCUCCGCGGCAACCCGGAAGUAAUGGAGCGAGUUACUUCCAGGUUUCGCCGCUUGUGCAUGUGCAGACGCUCAAAAUGACGUCACACGCAUGCGCAGAAGCGGCGAAAAGCAAUGCAUGCAUGCGCAGACGUGCCGUUGCUAGAUACGUUUACCUCUAGAUGCGAACGGGGCUCCGGAACGGAUCCCGUUCGUAUCUAGAGGUACCACUGCAGUUGUUUUGGAAGACGAUAAUCAGGCAUCCGAACAACAUGACCAGGCUGCUGGAAUACAACUCCCAUGAAGUCUUAACUUGAUGGCGGAACAGGACUGUCCCUACCAUUAGGCUGAGAGGUUGUCACUUUGAGCAGCAGAUGCUUGGAGGUAGACAGCCUUCACUGAACCCUAUGAUUGUUCUCUUUUGUAGGGCAGAGGUUUGUGUGCAUUUGGCUUAUCUCUCACUCACUUAGCUAGCCUGCCAAAAGCUAAGACUUGGCUAUGUGGAAGAGAAGGGCAGGAAGGGCUGCUUGAUCUGGGAAGCAUCCUAGGGAAGGCUCUCUUGUACAGAAAGCAUGGUUUACCAGGCACUGUUUGCUGUCCCUUUAGUUUGGUACUUACCACCUUCCAUUUUCCUUUCAAGGGUGGUACAGAAUGUUGUGCUCCUUUCGGAUAGCCAGCUGCACCUCUUCCUCCAGAGCCAGCUCUCUAUACCAGAGAUUGAAGCUUGCGUCCAGGGUCGGGGCUCUCUGAGCGUCACAGAUGCCAUUCUCCAUUACGCCAUGUCGAACUGUGGUUGGGUGCAGGAGGAGGACAGCCAUUCCACUCUGCUGGCCAAAGGGGACUUCAGCAGCAGGUAAUCAGAACUGGGUGUGUUGGUGCAGUUUGUACUAGAUGCUGAAAACUCUGAAGCGAAUCCAGAAUGAAAACAGUUCCCAUCUGGGGGAAAGAGAGCUGGAUUGGAAGAGGAAGGUCAGUAUUUGAAUGGGAAACCAGAGACAGGGCAGAAAAAGUAGAGUAGUGCCAGAGUUUCCAGGAACAUCAUGCUUUCCACCUCCUCAAUCAAGUGCCAUCAGUCUCCUCUUUAAUCAAGUAAGCAAGGCUUGGACAUCACCAAGCAAUUAACCACCGCACUACAGGCUUUUUCAGUAGUUGGAUUUCAUCAUUUCCCAUAAUCUUAAAAAGCAGUUAUAGUUUUGAGACAAAGGGGGACGGGGUGAACUAAAUUCUGGUCUUGAAAACUUUUCCCCCCUUUCAGAUGUAGUUUUGUUGAAUUUGUUAUUAAUACGUGUGUGUGUGUGUGUGUGUUUAGUGAGGCUUAAGUUACUGAGUACAGUAUUUUCCUGCUCAUCUACAAUUGUGUGCUGUUCUUCCAUCUCCUGCUCUUCCUGAAUUCACAGCGGUGCUUUGGUCUUAAACUGGCUAUGGUUCUUGACCAGUGAAAACAGCUACACUAUACUUCCCAAGAGAUAAACUGCAGCAUUCUUCCAUAUCACACAGGAUUCCUGGGUGUGCCAUUUGAAAGUGUGGUGCUUUGUCUCUCUAAGCAACUGUGUGCAUGGGGGAAGGGGGAAUGGGACAAUCCUAACCAUAUUUCUCAGAGCAGGGGUGGGCAGAGGUCAUGCUUGCAGGAUCUGUUUUGGUUUUUACUAGAACCCCAAGAUCUACCAAUCAGAGUCAGAUACAAAAAACCUCCAUUGGAAUUAAAUUAAUCUGUCAUCAGAAAUUUGUUUUCAGUACCAGAACGGGAACACACACACACAAUUUCUUGUGCCCUCUUUCCAGCUUUCUUAAUAACUGGGGUGGUGGAUGGGAGUUAUUUGGUUGUUGCCAUUAUUAAACAAUUGGAAGCCAAAAACGCUUGCUGACCUACUUCAAAUCACCUAGAGCUCUCCCAGGAAAUCCUGAUGUGCCAUCUGCCCACCUCUGUCCUAAACGAUACAUUGGCAGUGUAGGUGUAAAUAUGUUUGGUCUGAUUCCAAACCAAGGAACUCUGGGAUGUAUAGUUCUGUGAAGGAACCAAAGAUUUUCAACGAAGUAUUCUCUCUCUUCCCUUCCUUCCCCUUUUUCUUGAAAACCAACCCUCCUUUUCUCUUACCUCCUUGUUUUGAAACCCAACCCUCUUUUCCAAAAGCUCUGUGGAAUCUCACCCUCAUUGGAGUGACAUCAGCAUGGAAGACAGCCAGUUGGAGAGCCCGGAUUCUGAGGAAGAGGAGCCACUGCCCGUUGACUCCGUAGCAUCAGCUGACCUUGUCAAGGAACAGUGAGAGCAAGAAGGAAAAGGGCUCUGUCCAGGAUGUGCUUGGAGCUCUGUCUCUAGCCCUUUCCUGGAAAUUGCAUUGCCUGUCAAAACUCCAGGGUCCAACUCCUAUGCUGUAACUGGUGACCUGAGUGGGCGACCAGCCUGGACCAACGCCCGAGAAGCUGAAGCUCACGCCUAGGAAUACUGCAGUAGCUGUAAAUUAUAUGAUGUAGCUCCUGUUUUUGCAGCCUGAUCCUGCCUUGCUUCCAGCAAGGGCAUGUCAGCCUAUCACUUCUUAUCCCACCUUCUGUAGAUUUUGGCAAACAAUCCUACGCAGGAAGCUGCUCGGUUUUGUUUUGGCUGCGUUCCCUUUCUCUCCCUCCUCCUCUCCAUCGCUGAUAGUGUUUCUCGCAGAGGCCCAGCUGUCUUUGGUUACCCUGUAGGCGUGUCAAAAACAGUUCGCCUGGGGUUGGACUUUCCUUUGUUACAGAGAGCCAGAGAGCCCACCUGCUGGCUGUGGAUGCCAAGCCCACAUCUGGGUUUCCCUGGCGGAGCUGCAUGCAGCUGGGAUGAGUGGCUGGGCACCCUCGCCAGCUCAUUAGCACCAGAGCUGAUUCUUCUGGUUAGAGGGUGCGAGCAUUAAGAACAUAGAGGGGGAAAUGAGGAGGUUAUUCUGUAAUGCUCUUGUGUGUUUGAUGCAUGCAACCCAUCAUGUGCUCUAGAAAUAAGAUGACCCCUCCACCACUGUGUAUCUUUCUGAGGGUAUUAGAUAAUUUCCUUCCAAUUGUCGUUGCACAGACAGCAGACCAGAGAUCUUAUAGAUAUCCUCUGACUUGCCCAUUCUCCUUUAGGUAGAAGAUAAUGCAGAGCUAAAAGAAAUGGGCUCAAAUAGGCUGGGAGGCCUGCAUGAAACAUUUCUUACUUUCUCUUUUUUGCUGUUUCUUCUCCUCUGUCUCCAUUGCCUCCCAAAGUUUGGUGUACUAUGAAAUUAGGCUUCUGGUGAUACCCAUACACUUCUCCGAAAACCCUUUUUAAUGAAAGUUAGGAAGUUUCUUGCCCUCCAACUUCAACUCUGGUGUCUGGGUGCUUUCUGCUGUAACUUGCAGAUUCAGUCUGUGGGCUUCGAGUUUUGAAAUGGCAGAGAAACUCCUCAAUUAAAGUGCUUUGACCUGUUUUUCAGACCUCUUUCGCUCUUCAAAUAUCUCAGUAAAACAAACAUGCAAGUAAAACUGCUAUUACCUGAAAAGCUCUGGUCAUACGUUGCUUUUAAUCAUUCAUUCUCCCACUCCCCAGUCUGCCACCCAGUUAUGACAUAUUUUCUUUUUAGAUGUGGAACUGAGGAGGGUGCAGAAGAGCAAAAGAAGCAAGUGUCCUCUCUUUCAAGUUCUGGUGGUGUAUAUAUAAUGGUGUGUAUAGAAAGUAAUAAUGGAAUAUCCGAUUACAUCCAUCAACAGACAGGCCAAGUUCAGAUAUACAUCCCUCCAGUUGUUGACUUUCCAGUCAUUUUGACCUUAGGAUGUAAACUGCAAGGCCCUCUUCACAAGUGGUGGUGGAAGGGCACGUCCUCUUGCAGGAUCUUAUAGCACGGAGAUCAUGGGAGCAUCCAUGUGAGGGUGGUCAGUGGCAUCUGUCUGUCCCAUUUUAUCAGAGUCCGCCCCCUUGAGUACUGAUGAAGCAGGAAGGGAUUUUGUUUCAUUCAUGCACACUCUCCAACAGCCACAGAUUGCAGCACAGAGAAGGAGAUCCCUUGCAGCAACAGGUGCACAGAGAGAACAUCCUCUAAGAUACUGUAUAUGUGAAUUUUCAGAAAUGUGUAUACUUGCAAAAAUAAAAAAGGAUAACAUUUCCAGGCGAUGUCCAUUUACAGUGCUUUGCUUUUUACCCAACCUGAGAAUGUUUGAUUUAACCUUUUCUCUUACAAGCAGUGCUUUAAUCUGA